GCACCCAGGGAAGCUGGGAUGGGAGGAGAUCCUCUCAUUGCUCCGCGGUUUGGCUUCCGCCGUCUGGAACGACCAUGGUGGUGGCAACCGUGACGACUUUGACGCGAGGUUGGAGGAUGCAGUGUGGGAGAACCGAAUUAAACAACACCGCUCUGCAUCGAGAGCGUGUAUGCAUUUGUCGAUGCUUAGCAUUAUAGGUCAGAUGUUGGACUUGUACUACCAUCCGACCACACAGUCUCGCCUCCCAUUUGCCGUAUGCAUCGUUGCGUGGGUGGUGCAUAGUGCAGUUAGCUGCGGGGUGGUACAAUUGAAUCGAAGACGAUUGAAGAUUUUGCAGUGUGCCGUGUAUGUUUUGGUGGCGGUCUUCAUCUACGGUUGCCCCAGUGAGAGCGACGCUGGUGCGAUCAUGUGGACGGCGUUGACCACUGCCGUUCGCUUUGCCGUGGCAGUUUUCUUUGUGGAUUUCAGCACAGGAAUUCCCGCGCAAUCCAUCAUAAGUGUCAUCGAAGCCUACACCCUGUGCACCCGCGACCAGCAGCCUUUGCACGUGGCCUUCUUCCACCAGUUGUGCGUUUUAGCCUUCAUCAUCUUUGCCGCUGGCUUAGUGGAGCUGAAUUCACGUUCGCGCAUUGCGGUGCUCUUGAAAUCCGAGUCCAUGGUGACCAGUUUCCGAAGGGUACUGCGGGGAGUUUGUGAUGGUGAGGUGCUGUUGGAUAGCAAGCUGCGCAUUUCGGGAAAAGCAGGCUGCUUGCAGACCUUGCUGAUGACCGGUGCAGGGGACUUCGAAAAUAAGAAUUUCGAGGAACUCUUAGUGGAGGACGAACGCGAGCGUUUCCGAAGUUUCAUGUUGGCACCAGAGCCAAGCAACUCAAGCGCGCCGCCCUGCCUGCGAGUGUCCCUGAAGCGUUCAAACAGCUAUCGAGUUGGAGUGGACCUUUUUCAUGUACCUCACCAGCUGGGCGAAGAAACGUAUCACCUGGUUGCACUGCGGGAAGACUGCGACACACGAUCUUUGCCCGAGGUCAUAUGCACAGAGGAUGCCGAUGAACACCCGUACGCACACACAGCGAGCUGCCACACGGAGCUUGAUGGAAAGAGUUUUGCACCUUCCGUCACCACAGUGUCUCAGGUGUCUGCGAACUCGUUGCUGCAGAUUUCAAGUGAUUUGCAAGAGAUGACCUUGCUAGUGGAUCCGACGUCACCGUUGUUGGACGUGGAACAGGCGCAUCUCAGUUUCCAGCGGCACAGCCAAGAGAUCGACUCCACGAUGCCCAGUUUGCGACGCCUAGUGCAACCCACCGAUUGGGGCACCAUCCGAAGCCAGUUGGUCAGCUUCGCAGCCCGUGCAGAGGGAUCCGGCUACCGAGAGCUGCUGAACAUGAGGUUGAGAUUGCAGGAUGAUUGCAAGAGGUGUGUAGAAGUCCGACACGUGGAGGUCUCUACCUUUCAGCCACCUAACACGGACAGUGCCGCGAAGUUGUGCUUGCAACUGCAUGGCCUGAGAUUGGUAAAGCCAGUUCAGAAACAUCAGCAUGAGCUGCAGGGCGUUAAUGAAUGCCUCUCUGAAGAAGAAAUGUGA
Cladocopium goreaui is the source of this 1579-nucleotide messenger RNA. The record is from the annotation of a GenBank genome assembly. Lineage: Eukaryota; Dinophyceae; Suessiales; Symbiodiniaceae.